AUGGAGGGCGAGGGGAAAAUGCUCAAUAUUGCCGUCGCUGGCUUAGGGCGAAUGGGCAAAAGACACGUCUCUACACUCCAGGCCCGAGUCGAUCGCGCUCGAGUAGUCGCCGUCUGUAGCGCGGCACCUCAUGAAGUGGAAUGGGCUCGCAACAAUCCCGACUACAUCGACUUCGGCAUCAAAACCUACGAUUCAUACGAGGAGAUGUUAAAUCACGCCGGUCUUCAAGCCGUCUGGAUCUCCACCAGCACAGACGUUCACGCCAGUCAAACCAUCCAAGCAGUGGAAAAGGGACUCCAUGUCCUAUGCGAGAAACCACUUAGCACCAAGUUGGAUGAGGUCGAAACUAUCAUCCAGGCCGCCCAAGCACGACCCGACCUCAAAGUCAUGGCGGGCUUCUCCCGCCGCUUCGACGCUUCGUACCGCGAUGCACACGCGAAAGUCGCAGCCCACACGAUCGGCGAACCGUAUCUCAUCCGCAGCAACACGUGCGACUUGCUGGACGAAACGGGGUUUUUCGUCCAAUAUGCCCGACGCAACGGGGGGAUCUUCGUCGACUGUACGAUCCACGACAUCGACUUGGCCCUCUGGUUCAUGGACAAUCCAAAACCCAAAUCGUGCUUCGCGGUCGGCACGCUCAAACACCAUCCGGAACUCGCCGAGUCCAACGACGUGGAUAAUGGCGUCGGUAUCGUCGAGUUCUACGGCGGCAAAAUCGCCUACUUCUACUCCAGCCGCACCCAGUCGCACGGCCACGAUGUCUGUACCGAAGUCACGGGCACACAGGGCAAGGUGAUGGUGAACGUGAUUCCAAAGUCGAACAAUGUCGUGCUGGCCGAUAAGUUGGGCAUGCGUCAUGAGGUGCAGCCUGAAUAUUGGCAGCGGUUUGAGGAUGCGUUUGCCACGGAGGCCGCCGAGUUUGUCGACAGUGUGCUGAAUAAUAAACCGGUGCCUGUUGCGCUGGAUACGGGGUACAUGGUCAUGAAGAUCGGGCGGGCGUUGCAGGAGAGUCUGCUCACCGGGCGGGUGGUGAGAUUCGAUGAACAGGGGAACAGGAUUGAGGAUAGGUAG
This is a messenger RNA of Rhinocladiella mackenziei CBS 650.93, 1071 nucleotides long. RefSeq lists its product as uncharacterized. Gene Ontology annotation, biological process: NADPH regeneration. Gene Ontology annotation, molecular function: nucleotide binding; oxidoreductase activity. The record is from RefSeq and is a predicted model, not a curated record. Lineage: Eukaryota; Fungi; Ascomycota; Eurotiomycetes; Chaetothyriales; Herpotrichiellaceae. Gene Ontology annotation, cellular component: cytoplasm. Bases 1 to 1071 code for a protein of 356 amino acids. The transcript has 3 exons.